AUGCAUAACGCCACCAACGCUGCCGCCGCUGUCGACUCGAGCGUCAAAUCGCCUAUCGACGUGCAAGAUAAUGCCAUUGUCGAAUCUCAGCAUUCGGCCGAUAAGACCGACGAGGUCUUUGUUGAGGAUGCUACUCCGACCAUCAAUCGAAAGGCCGAGAGAAAACUCGUCCGCAAACAGGAUAUGAUCAUUCUUCCUCUGCUCGGCAUUGGCUAUAUGAUGGGGGUGUUGGAUCGAAGCAAUAUCGGCAAUGCUCGUCUCAUGGGUAUUCAGAAAGAUCUUAAUUUGAGCAAUCAUCAGUACUUCCAAGUUCUGAUGGUGACUUAUAUCGGUUUCCUAGUCCUUCAAACUCCAGCGGCUCUUCUAAUGAAGAUCCUGGCUCCUCGCUGGGUUCUCGGCGGGUCCAUCGCCAUGUUUGGUCUUGUUGCCGCACUGUUCUCCAAGGCGCGUAAUUUUGCCGAUCUCAUCGGUCUUCGUCUACUUCUGGGCUUCGGAGAGGCCAUCGUGCCGCUGUCGUUCUUGUACAUUAGCAUGUGGUACAAGCAUGACGAGCUGGCGCUAAGAGGCUGCUUGAUCUAUUGGUCGACUAGUGUCGCCAGCUUUGCUGGUGGUUUGAUUGCUUAUGGGGUCGAGAAGAACAUCCACAAUGCACACGGCCUUCGAAGCUGGCAGUGGUUGUUCAUCGUGGAAGGGGUCCCGACAUUCGCCGUGGGACUGGCCAUCAUCAUCUUCUUGCCUCCCUAUCCAGACAAGGUGGUCGCUAAGGGGCAUUUCCUGUUCAGUCGCUCCGAGAACGAACUACUCCUUGCGCGUACCAGGGCCAGCCAGAACACCGCAGGUGCCAAGGUGGUGCCCCGCCAGAUUUGGAUUGCGUUCAAAGAUCCUAAGACAUACCUAGGCUCUCUGAUGCUCUCGGCCGUGGGCUUGAGCGCCGCCGCAUUUGCCGUUUUCCUCCCGACCUUCAUAAACGCGUUUGGGUUCGACCGGCUUACAUCGCAACUCUACACCAUCAUCCCUUACAGCUUCGCCGUGGUGUCGAUGCCCGUGGCCUGCUGGCUCUCGGACCGUUACCAGCAACGCGGACUGGCGAUGGCGAUCUGUCUCGGCAGCUGUCUCAUCGGCAUCAUCAUCAUCUUGGCUUCGCCCAACCCGACUGUAUCUAUGGUAGGCACCUGUUUCGUUGCCGCAGGUACGUAUCCGGGCAACCCUAUCGCGGUAGCCUGGAUCAGCACCAUUCACGGCGGCUACACCAAGAGAAGUACCGUCUACGGCAUCCAGCAGGUCUUCAUCAACAGCUUCAUCAUCAUGGCCACCCAGGUCUUCGACACCCCGCCCAAGUUCUAUAAAGGCAACGGCAUCUUGCUGGGCAUCUUCGCCGUCGCCUUCUCUUCAACUGCGAUCCUUUAUUUUUGGUUGAGAAACGAGAACCGCAAGCGUGAUGCCGCUGCUGAAGCCCGUCGUAACGGAUCUGCACCACCACUGCCCACCGACAUUGGCGACUUCGAGACCCUCUGUGAUUAUCAUCCAGAUUGGAGAUAUCCGCUCUGA
Fonsecaea multimorphosa CBS 102226 is the source of this 1548-nucleotide messenger RNA. RefSeq lists its product as uncharacterized. Gene Ontology annotation, cellular component: membrane. Gene Ontology annotation, molecular function: transmembrane transporter activity. The transcript has 5 exons. The record is from RefSeq and is a predicted model, not a curated record. NCBI's taxonomy places the organism in Eukaryota, Fungi, Ascomycota, Eurotiomycetes, Chaetothyriales, Herpotrichiellaceae. The coding region runs from base 1 to 1548 and encodes 515 amino acids. Gene Ontology annotation, biological process: transmembrane transport.